Messenger RNA from Trichomycterus rosablanca, 2984 nucleotides. It is a transcript of the gene snx14, whose product is annotated as sorting nexin 14. The record is from RefSeq and is a predicted model, not a curated record. Gene Ontology annotation, cellular component: late endosome. The coding region runs from base 100 to 2886 and encodes 928 amino acids. NCBI's taxonomy places the organism in Eukaryota, Metazoa, Chordata, Actinopteri, Siluriformes, Trichomycteridae. Gene Ontology annotation, molecular function: phosphatidylinositol-3,5-bisphosphate binding. The transcript has 29 exons. Gene Ontology annotation, biological process: autophagosome maturation.
AUUUACGGGUCAUACGUUUAUAAAAUGACGAUUUGUUAAUGUAGUCUUCAUUUUAAGCGUCUGUUUUAGCAGAAGCCUCGCCAACUUUCCAGAUCUAUCAUGGCAGGCAUUAAAGUGUUGUUGGAGUCCCUCAGGAGGGGACUAAAGGUGGACAUGAUUAGAGAUCUGGCUCAGCAGUAUCCCUUCAUCUGCUUCAUGCUCCUCUCUAUGCUGUCUUUAACUGCAAUCCUUAACAGUUAUUUGCAUGUGCUGAUGAUUUUUUGGUCUUUCUUGGCUGGAGCAGUCACAUUCUACUGUUCGCUCAGUCCCAACAGCCUCAUACCAAAUGUUCUGUUGUCAAUUAAGUCCAAGGAAAAAAAGCAGGAGCAGCAAGAGCUCUUCCCCCAAGGUCACAGCUGUGCUGUUUGUGGCAAAAACAAAUGCAAUCGACACAGACCAGCUCUAUUACUGGAAAACUACCAGCCGUGGUUGGGUUUGAAGGUGCACUCGAAGGUGGAUGCUUCCAUUGGAGAGGUGUUGGAGUUGGUGCUGGAGAACUUUGUAUAUCCCUGGUACAGGGAUAUUACAGAUGAUGAGGCAUGUGUGGAUGAACUGAGACAGACGUUUCGUUUUUUUGCAUCGGUUCUGGUUCGGCGAGUGCAGAAGGUGGACGUUCCAUCAGUCACAUUGGGCAAAAUGAUGAAGGCAGCCAUGAAGCACAUUGAGAUCAUUGCAAAAGCACAGCAAAAAGCAAAGUUUCAGGAUCUGCAGCAGGUUGCUCUGGAGGAGUACGGUGCAGAUUUGCAUGUUGCUCUGCGCAGUCGCAAAGAUGAGCUGCUCUACCUGAGAAAGCUUACUGAGAUGCUUUUUCCUUAUGUUAUGCCUCCUAAAGCUACCGACUGCAGAUCUCUGACUCUGCUGAUUCGAGAAGUCAUGACUGGUUCAGUGUUCCUUCCAACUAUGGACUUCAUGGCUGAUCCUGACACGGUGAACCACAUGAUCCGCCUGUUUAUUGAUGACACUCCGCCCGAGCCUGCGACUGAGCCCCCGUCUCCACUGGUGCCCUUUCUUCAGAAAUAUGCAGACCUGCGCAACAAGAAGCCCUCUGUGCUGAAGCUGGACCUAAAGGAGAUUAGAAAGCAGCAGGAUCUUUUGUUUCGCUUUAUGAGUUUCCUGAAACAGGAGGGAGCGGUGCAUGUGCUCCAGUUCUGCCUCGCUGUAGAGGAAUUUAAUGACAAGAUUCUGCGCCCCGAGCUAAGUGAUUCUGAAAUGCAGAGCUUGCACGGUGAGGUCCAGAAGAUUUACGACACAUAUUGCCUGGACGAAAGCAUUGAUAGGAUCAGCUUUGAUCCUUUUAUCAUCGAGGAAAUACGCAACAUUGCGGAGGGCCCUUACCCAGGAGUGGUAAAGCUGCAGAAAAUGACCUGUCUUUUUGAGGCCUAUGAGCAUGUACUGUCUUUGCUGGAAAAUGUUUUUACACCCAUUUUCUGUCACAGUGAUGAGUAUUUCCAGUACUUGCUGUGCGGCGCUGAAGCUCCUUCUAGGAAUGCCAAACUAAUCAGGAACCCUCCUAAACGAGGCGAGUCGUUCGGGAUCAGCCGAAUUGGCAGCAGACUGAAGGGAGUGUUUAAGAGCAACACAAUGGAAGGAGCAAUGCUGCCUUCAUACACCAUGGUUGACAGUGAAGAAGACACAGUUGAGGAAGCCACUGUGGUGGUGGAAGAUGACACUCCCGUGCCAGUGGAAGUUAUUGCCACCCCAGGAACACAAAGGAACCUGUCAGCAUGGACUAUAUCUAUUCCCUUUGUAGACUUUUAUGAUGAUGAGGUCAAGAAAGAGCGUGUUCCUGUCUUCUGCAUUGAUGUGGAACGCCACGACAGAGAGCAUGUGGGUCACAAGAAAGAAGGCUGGUCGGUUCUCAGACGAUAUUUUGAGUUCUACGUACUCGAGUCCAAACUCACAGAAUUCCAUGGUUCAUUCCAGGAUGCACAGCUCCCCUCCAAAAGAAUAAUAGGACCAAAGAAUUACGAGUUCCUGAACUCCAAGCGUGGUGAAUUCGAGGAAUACCUGCAGAACUUGCUCCGACACCCUGAGCUGAGCAACAGCCAACUGUUAGCCGACUUUCUCUCUCCUUACAGCAUAGAGACACAGUUCAUCGACAAGAUGCUGCCUGACGUCAAUCUGGGAAGGAUAUUCAAAUCAGUACCAGGGAAACUCAUCAAGGAGAAAGGACAAAACCUCGAGCCAUUCCUCCAGUCAUUCUUCAGCUCAUGCGAAUCUCCCAAAGCGAAGCCAAACCGGCCUGAACUCACUGUGCUCAGUCCCUCUGCGGGAAGCAAAAAGCUUGACAAUGAUCUUUACAACAGCAACGCUGACCAGACAGACAGCAUGGACCGAAAGCAGAAUCAGAACUAUUUCCUUGAGCGGAUGGAGUUGGAGGGUGUUUAUGACUACAUGAUGUAUGUAGGUCGUGUGGUUUUCCACAUGCCUGAUUGGCUUCACCACAUGCUCUCUGCUGGACGCAUUUUAUUUAAGAGAAGUCUGGAGGCCUACAUGGACCAUUAUCUUCAAUUUAAACUGGACCAAAUUCUUCAGGAGCAUCGCCUUGUGUCUCUAAUAACACUCCUCAGAGAUGCAGUGUUCUGUGAGAACAAUGAAGAGCGCUCGCCAGAGGACAAACAGAGACGAGCCAAGCUAACUUUUGAAGAGAUGAUGAACUACCUGCCAGAUAUUGUGGUAAAGUGUUUAGGAGAGGAGAACAAAUAUGAAGGCAUCCUGCUUCUCUUUAACUGCCUCCAACAGCCUCUGCUAAACAAACAGAUGACUUAUUUGUUGCUGGACAUUGCGGUUGAGGAGCUGUUUCCAGAACUCAGCAUGAGAGAAGAUCCUAACAAUAGACGGAUUUAGAGCGUAAUCAGACCAAUGGAAAGCUCUGGAGACGUUAUAACAUUCCAGUGUUUAUUAUUGCACUAUUGAACUACAGAAAUAAAUAUAUUUAUUCAGAA